AUGACCUCCUACUCUCGCGUCGGUGCCGUCACCGGUGCCAAUAAAGGUAUUGGACUUGCAAUCGUCCGCCAACUUGCUUUACAGUAUCCGAAAUCUUCUUUCAACGACGGGCCACUCCUUAUCUAUCUCACUGCACGCGAUGAGCAAAGGGGGAAGACCGCUCUUGGAUCAAUCUUACAAGACGCCCAGCUGAAAGAGACAAAAGUAUUGCGCAGCCAUGGUGGACUCACGGAUGUUCAAUACCUCAACUUGGACAUCAGCUCCAAACACAGUAUCGAGGAAUUUGCGGCUCACCUGAAGGCCGAGCAUCCUGGCGGCAUAGACUUUCUCGUCAACAAUGCUGCAAUUGCAAUGCAAGGCUUUGAUGCCAAUGUGGUCAGAGAAACUCUCCAUAGCAACUAUUACGGCACCCUUCACGCGACUGAACUACUUCUGCCACACAUCAAGAAUGGAGGUCGCUUAGUGAAUGUUGCGAGCGCAUCUGGUCACCUGUCCUCCAAAUACUCGGAUUCCAUCAGGUCUCGGUUCCUGGCCGCCAAGACGCCAGAAGACAUUUCCAAGUUAAUGCAGGAGUUCACGACUGCCGUUGAGAAUGGCUCUCAUCAAAAAGACUGGCCUAGUGCCGCAUACGCCGUCUCCAAAGCAGGUACCAUUGGCUUCACGCGAGCCAUCGCGCGACAGAAUCGAGAAAAUGGAAGUGAGACAUUGAUCAACAGCUGUUGUCCUGGCUAUGUCAAGACAGAUAUGACCCGAGGCGGCGGAGUCAAGACACCGGAUCAAGGCGCUCAGACUCCGGUAUUGCUUGUCCUGGGAGAUCUUGGAGGCUCAAAUGGCGAAUUUUGGCAGAAUGAGAAGAUCAUCAGUUGGUGA
Messenger RNA from Exophiala aquamarina CBS 119918, 870 nucleotides. RefSeq lists its product as uncharacterized. The transcript has a single exon. Lineage: Eukaryota; Fungi; Ascomycota; Eurotiomycetes; Chaetothyriales; Herpotrichiellaceae. Bases 1 to 870 code for a protein of 289 amino acids. Gene Ontology annotation, molecular function: oxidoreductase activity. The record is from RefSeq and is a predicted model, not a curated record.